Messenger RNA from Verruconis gallopava, 1552 nucleotides. RefSeq lists its product as uncharacterized. The transcript has 2 exons. The coding region runs from base 60 to 917 and encodes 285 amino acids. NCBI's taxonomy places the organism in Eukaryota, Fungi, Ascomycota, Dothideomycetes, Venturiales, Sympoventuriaceae. The record is from RefSeq and is a predicted model, not a curated record. Gene Ontology annotation, molecular function: ATP binding; ATP hydrolysis activity.
CUUGAUUUGCAAAAGUCGUCACAAUGUAGCCAUUGCAAGUCUUCGACAGUUGAGCCACAAUGCAUAGCCAGGCUCCGACGGCAGAGAAUAUUGUCCCGUCCAUAAAUGUUAAUGGACUGAGCUACAAGUUUCCAGACGGUACCCUUGGGCUUACCGACGUAUCUCUGGCUCUGCCUGCGGGCAGCAGGACAUUGCUGAUUGGAGCCAAUGGUGCUGGUAAGACGACACUUCUUCGCUUGCUCUCGGGAAAACGCAUGUCACCACCGAACACCGUGCUCAUUUCUGGCAUCGAUCCUUUCACCCACGGUCUCGAGGGCGUAACGUACCUUGGCCUCGAAUGGGUUCUCAAUCCUAUUGUACGAACAGAUAUUAGUGUUCCUGAGUUACUCAAAAGCGUGGGAGGAGACUUCUAUGUGGAACGCAGAGACGAGCUCGUUCGUAUACUAGAUAUCGACGUCCGUUGGCGCAUGCACGCUGUCAGUGAUGGGGAACGAAGGCGCGUUCAGCUUGCCAUGGGGCUCUUGCGCCCAUGGACCGUGCUACUUCUGGAUGAAAUCACAGUAGACCUGGAUUUGCUUACGAGGGCCAACUUUCUUCAGUUUCUUAAAAGAGAGACCGAGGCGAGAUCAUGUACCAUCGUUUAUGCCACGCAUAUCCUAGACAACCUUUCCGAAUGGCCAACGCAUCUGGUUCAUAUGUCGCUCGGCAAGGUUAAGAAGUGGGGAGCCAUGUCAGAGCUUGAAGUAACGAAUGGCAACGUUGGUCGAACCGGCAACAGCAAGCUCGGCGAGCUGGUUCUACAAUGGUUGCAGGAAGAUCUAGAUGAACGUGGGCCACGAAAUCCGGCCUCUGAUGGCAAAACAUAUCAAUCGUAUGAAGGUAAAGGUGGCUAUGGCGCUGAGACAAAGAAGGAAUAGACACAUAGAUGGUCGGCAGAACUUCAACAUCAAGAAAUAUGAAACACGAUACCAUAGAACGCCCAUAACAGCUAGCUUAACACGGCUGUGUAAUUCAACUUUGGCGCUGAGUCGAAGAAGGGGCGUGAGUAGAGCGCCUUCUUCGAGUCCACAGAGAGACUCAACGAUAUAAUGAUGAUGUAGGUAAUUUAUUUUUGAGGCAGGUCUUUGGGAACAAAAGUUGUUGCAGAUACUUCUAGUAAUGUCCGAGUUUCCAAAUCUUGAACCUUGUUUCCUCGUAACGUGGUCUUUUCUGACACAUGAUAGUUCUAGGGACUUCGCCUCAUUCAGCGGCUGCCUUGCUUUUUGAGUAUUUCUCAUUAAUUAAGCACGUCAGGUCCAUACAGCCCCAGCUCCUUCAUGUUGCGUCAUCGACAAUGAACAUGCUGAAAUUUUGGCAUGAAUUUGACUCGCGUGAAUUUUUAUUUUCCCAAUUUUUGUUGACAAAAAUCUACUUGAUAACUCUAUUGGACUCAUACACGCCAUUCAGACAAGAAAAUUAUCGUAUCAUUUGUGCCCAGUGAAUUAUGGCGCAUGUGUAUCCUAUAUCCGUACUUACUACGACCAUGCGACAGUAUAUCUUACAGGAAGGAAAC